Molecule: messenger RNA, 1629 nt
Organism: Zygotorulaspora mrakii
Lineage: Eukaryota; Fungi; Ascomycota; Saccharomycetes; Saccharomycetales; Saccharomycetaceae
Gene: RRN5
Product: Rrn5p
Exons: 1
Coding region: 1-1629 (542 amino acids)
Biological process (GO): transcription initiation at RNA polymerase I promoter; nucleolar large rRNA transcription by RNA polymerase I
Cellular component (GO): RNA polymerase I upstream activating factor complex
Molecular function (GO): rDNA binding; RNA polymerase I general transcription initiation factor activity
Source: RefSeq, a predicted model, not a curated record
AUGGUACAAUCUGAAAAUGAUAGGGAUUUGAUCUUGCAUUAUUUUGAUGUGUAUAAUGCUGAAGUUAGACAAUUCUUCCAACCUUUAUCGUUUGAUCAUUAUGAUCUUAGAGGCUCGCACGUACAUGCUGAUAGCAGAGUUAGAAGGCUGGAAGAGAAAUCUCACAAUGCCAAUGAUAACGAAGAUGAGAGUGAAUAUGAAAAUGAAGAUGAAAAUGAACAAGGAUAUGAAGAUGAACAAGAAGAUCAACAUGAAUAUGAACAUGAAACUAGUUAUUCUGAUGAAAGAGAUAUGAAGAGAGAAAUUCAGUCCUUUGGUAGCUUCUGGACUGCCUCAGAAAAAGCCGUAUUUUUUCAUUUUCUAGCGAGAUAUUCAAUUCAUAAAUUGGAUGAGUGGAGGGGAAAGUUGCCUUACAAGUCUAAGUUUGAGAUUUUGACAUACUUUGAAGUCCUGAAGAAUAAUUUAGCUGAGUUGAAGCGGUCCAGAAUGAAAACUUUUGGUGGCAUAUUGUCCAGGAUGGAUUUGCCAAUCGCAUACGAGGUGGAUGAAUGCUUUCUGUCGUUUGAUGAGAAUAUGAGUCACACAAUAAGAUCAGAAUUGGAGCCUCAUGCCGCCAGUACCGAGCAGGACAAUGAAGACGACGAACAAAUGAUAUCCUUCCAAAAUUGGAACAAGAGAUGGAAAUCUCUUUACUCGAAAGCCAAUGUUGAGGAGAUUCUUCCGAUGAGUAAUAACCCAUUGCCGCUAUCUGAAAAAGCGAUGGCAUUUUUAGUUGAAUGUUGUAAGAAUUACGCAAGAAAACUCGUAUGGGCGACAAUACUGAUAGACUUUGAGAAAAAAAGUAUAUUCAAGGAUGCAAUUUUUGGCGCUCAUCCAAGUACAAUUUCUGACGAUGAUGAUUUGGUGGUGAGCCACUCCCAGAAAACUAAGAUAUCGCCUCAUAUAGUGACAGAGGAUCAUGUCUCAAAAGCAAUAAGCUACAUGAAAAUGGACGGUAAAUAUGCGCCAACCCUAGCAGAUACUGUCUUGCAGACCCUAGAUAAAUUUGAACUCAAGUAUGACAACGAAGGUAAACUGUUCAAGAAUAAUAAAGUUACGAUGUCUCUCCUUCCAAGUCUUCUUCAGAAUGCAACCCCACCAACAGUGUUUUUCGAAGACAGCAAGAGUACCGAGAAUACGAGUAACGACGAUCAGAACCAGGCUGAUCUAAUAGUUGCAAAAAAACUGUACAAAUUAAAUGGCGGUAAGCCAACAAAGAGAAGAAAACUUUCAGAUGAUGAUAAUGACACCUUUAUUGCAGACGACGAAUUCAACCGCAUUGACAAUCCGCUAGAAUUACACUUAUGUGAUUGGGAAGCGGAACUAAUGGACGCCCAAGACCAGCAUGCAUCUCAGAUAUACCAACACACAUUGCUGACGUAUUUCGCGAGAAUUCUUCCAGGCGCUGACACAAACGCUGACACAAAAACUGUCGCCGAAAGUAAUAAUGGCGACAUCGAUGUACAAAAAUCUAUCAUCCUAGAGUCACCGCCAUCAUGGCAGUAUGGAGCCCCUUCGGAAUACUCAGAUUUAAUAGUUGAUCAAUUACCACCUUCCAUUAUCAAUAGAUUUUUGUUUUCCAACACGUGA